Molecule: messenger RNA, 1285 nt
Organism: Jatropha curcas
Lineage: Eukaryota; Viridiplantae; Streptophyta; Magnoliopsida; Malpighiales; Euphorbiaceae
Source: RefSeq, a predicted model, not a curated record
CAUUCACUUAACCACUUCGGAACCUGAAAAGCCCUAACUUCUGAUAAAAUGACCCUAAUGCUCAAUAUUUGACCAUACACGCUGCCGUUUUAGUUCAUAGUUUUCUCUCACAAGCUCCAGACUCUCUUCCCCCGCUUCCGCCGCUGCUGCUGCUGCCGCCGCCGCACCAAGUUCUGGAUUUUCUUACCGCCACGAUUCGCUCCGAUUCAUUUGUCAAUCAAUUGUUGUCCCAAUAUGGGUAUUAUGGAUUCUGAAUCUUGUGUGAAUCAAAUGAGGAAAUGCCAAGAUUUAUCCCAAAAAUCUACAGAAAUUUCGGAUGAAAUUAGUGGUGAAGAAGCUAAUAAUGGAAAAGUUGAGCUAUCUCUUGGGCCUAUUACUCCUGAUGUAAACAAAGAGAAUGGGGAUUUCCCCUUAGAUCUUAGUUCUCCACUAACUGUUUUGAAAAAACUAUCUAAAGUACUAACCUUUGAUUCCAAAACCGAUUUAAAUCAGGACCCCCUUGCCUCUAUUGAUGAUUCUAGUAGCCCCAGAACACCAAAAGAUGGUGUUUUUGACCCAUUUGCUCCUGGCCCUGAUGACAAAGCCAUGGCUCCCUUGUGUAAGAAAUACUCUGAUGAAGCAAGGAUAAGUGUUGCAAGACGGCUUAAUUUUGGUUCUUCCAUCAAAGAUUUGAGCUUUAUAAGCCCUGGGGAUGAAGCAAAAUCGAUUUCAGAUGAGGAGAUGUUCAAAUCAGUGUAUGAAAAUCUUUUAGAGGUUAUUGUUUAUAACCAAACAGAGACUGCUCUUGCUGAAUUAUCAAACAUGGACAUGGAAUGGGAUUCUGAGGCUUGCACAACACCACCCUCAGCUCCUCGAAUAAGCGGAGUCGCUGAAACUUGCCCUGGCGCUCCUUUGAAAUCAACAGGUAAAUCAAGGAUUAUUGAUUUGGGAUUAUGCAAAAAGCUUGAAUUCUAACAAUAAUGGAUUUUAGUUUGCUAUCUGCUCUGUCGAGAUUGACACUGCGCCGCCCGUUCAUUUUGCAGGCGAGCAUUUUGUAUUAGUAUUAGUUUAAAGCUCUAACUUUUGUGCGUCAUAAUUUAACUUGUGGUCCUUAGAGAUUUAACCAAGAUCACUGAGUAGUACCAAAAUUGUAUAGUCAUUAAAGACGCUUUAUCUUCUUUUGAAUUAGCAAGUUUUCCUUUUCGCAGACUGCAACAGAGCAUUUUUCUUUGUUUAUGUGUAUGUUGUGUCUCACUUUAUGUUAUCUUGUAUAUCCAUGAAUAUGAAUUUCUCCACUUCAAUUUCA